UUGUUUAUAAUUUGCGUGUUGGCAAUUUGCUGUGCUCUCAAAAUGGAUCAAUAUCCUGAUGAGAAUGAAGAGUUUGAACUGCAGUACCAGGAUGAGCUGGAGCUGCUCGAGGAUGUACCGCAAGAGUACGACAAUGUGGUCGUCGAUGGACCCAGCACAUCGCGUCAAGCAGCAGCAGCACUCAAACAACAACGACAACAAGGAGGAACUCCUACAGGGACUGUUGCUACAGCUGCCAUUCAGGAUGUGUCGCGCUUUAGCAACUCUACGCUCAGCUCGCCGCACCUGUCACAGAUCACAUUUGGCGCCAGUCAAACCGAUGCUGGUGGAGGAGGACCAGUCAACCGACGACUUUUUGGCACACCCCGUGGACCAACAGUGGGUCGUGGUUGCUCCACUCCCCUGCAGCGACUGCCCGGCAUACAGGAGACAGCAAUGGACACUGCCGCACCGCUUCCAAAUUCCGCCUCCGAGCAGCUACAAGAAGUGGGACUCCGUGGCAACAAUAAGCGGCGACUUGAACGGGAUCUCUUUGGUGACAUUGACGAUCUCUACCAUGAGAGCUAUGAAGAUCCCCUACUGAAAAAGGCACGUACCGAGGAGCAGCGCGAUAACGAGGCCAUCGAACGUAUUCUUGAACUGAGGCGCAAACUGCGUGAAACCGGCAAAACCGUGCCUCACGAUGAAGUCUCCCGACUGCGUGCGCUUCACGACUUCAAGAUGAAGAAUCUAUCGUAUCAAAUACCGACGUGGCCAUUUCUGGCUCUGCAGCGCAGCGAUCUCGAGCGUCUUUAUGUGCGCUACCACUCGGAAGAUUACGAACGUCGUCAGCUGGAGCUGCUCAGUGUGCGAGGCAAUCAGGUCGGCAGCCUGCUCGGCGAAGCCAAGCAGCAGGUGUGGCAGGAUGCCAAUGAGCUGGUGCUGCGUCGCCUGACAUCUGCCACUCAGCCUGUCUGCGCUGCACCUGCCCCACCCAGUCCCGAUAUGGGACGCCUUUGGGUGGACAAGUAUAAGCCGCGCAAAUACAUUGAUUUACUAUCGGAUGAGAUGACGAAUCGUAGUCUGCUCUACUGGCUCAAGAUGUGGGACAAAGUGGUCUUUGGCAAGACAUUCCAGAGCAAGCAGGAGCAAAAGGGAGCGAAUACAGGAGGAGCAGGUGGACAGCAGCUAAACAGUUUCAAUAAGCGCACUGGAAAAUUUGAAUCAAACGGCGGCUGGCGACAAAGGAAGCAGCGUCAGGCACUCAACACCAAUGUGGAUGAACUGGGCAGACCUAUGCAAAAGGUGGCGCUGCUCUGCGGACCUCCUGGUCUGGGCAAAACGACGCUAGCGCACACAAUUGCCCGGCAUGCUGGAUAUAAUGUGAGGGAGAUUAAUGCCUCCGAUGAUCGCAGUCCGGAGGCUUUUAAGCUGGCCCUAGAGAAUGGCACACAAAUGUCAUCGGUGUUGAAUCAGGAUAAGCGACCGAAUUGCAUCGUACUGGAUGAAAUCGAUGGCGCCCCGCGUCAAUCCAUCGAGUAUCUCGUCAAGUUUGUUAGCGAUGGCAUCUAUAGCAAGGUCAAGUCCAAGGGCGCCAAGGCAGAGCAUAAUGUGCUGCGGCGCCCCAUUAUCUGCAUCUGCAAUGAUAUUUAUGAUCCCGCCCUGCGAUCCCUGCGCCAAAUUGCCUUUGUCGUCAGCUUUCCGCCCAUCGAUGCAGCGCGUCUGGCCGAACGGCUGUUGCAAAUUUCGCACAAGGAGCAUUUGAAAACGGACUUUGGCUCGCUUAUUGCUCUGGCCGAGAAGUCGGGCAAUGAUGUCCGCAGCUGCAUCUCAUCCAUGCAGUUUUUCAGCGCUCAGAAGCAGAGUCUAACGCUCCAGGAUGUGCUGAACAAUAAUUUGGGUCAGAAGGAUCGACACCAAGGUCUGUUUGAUGUUUGGGGCGCUGUUUUCAGAAUAAAACGUCCAAAGAGACAGCUGCAGCAAAUCAACUCAAACAAUAGCGAGGAGCCCGCCCAAGUGACCAUGACGAACAUGUCUGUGGGGACCCGAGUGCGCAAUGUGCUCGAUGUGGUGCAUUCCAGCGGUGAUUACGAGCGACUCACGCAAGGCGUCUACGAGAACUAUUUGCAGCAAAAGAUGCCAGAUCCAAACUUUACGGGCAUUUGUGAGGCGAUGCAAUGGUUCUGUUUCUCGGACAUGGUGCAGCACCAAAUCGGACGACAGCAGAACUACAGCAUCUAUCCAUAUUUGCAGUACGGCUUUGUGGUCUGGCAUUUGCUCUUUGCCACAUUGGCCUGGCCGAAAAUUGCAUUUCCCACGCGUGGCUUUGAGUUCAAUCAGAAGUGUACGAACCAGCUGAACAUCUUUCAGUCACUGCGCAAGGGUGUCACUACAUCGGCACAGGGCGUCGGUCAAGGCACCAUCCUGCUGCUGGACACGGUGCCACUGCUGAAGCGGAUCCUCUCCCCACAAUUGCGCUCGGUGGCUAUUCAACUGCUAUCACAAAAAGAGCAAUAUGAUCUGCGUCAUACGAUUCAAGUGAUGGUUGAUCUGGGCUUGACGUUUGUGCAGGUUAAAUCCGCUGAGGGUCAUUAUGUUUUUCAAACCGAACCGGACUUGGAUACGCUCUGUGCAUUCCCAGGUUUUGCUGGUCUCACCCUGCCCUAUUUCAGUCGCCAGCUGAUAGCACGUGAGGUGGAUCUGGAGCGCAUACGACGUGCCGCACCCAAAGGGGAUGCUACAAAGAGCACAAUUGCUUCAGUGACUGUCUCGGCGAAGAAACCGGAGGCAGCUCGCCUGCCGAAUCAUUUGCAAACAUUGAAGCCAAAACAAGUAACGGACUUCAGUUCGCGCAGUGGACCCAAACAGCAACUUACAAAGGAUUUCUUUGGUCGCGUAACUCAUAAGACAACAGCAGCAACUGCUAUGGAUGAGGUUAAAACAGAUGCAAUUGUCAAGAGUCCAAUCUGGUAUCGCUAUAAGGAGGGCUUCAACAAUGCAGUCAGAAAGGACGUACACCUAAAUGAACUACUCUAAAGUAAAAACCUAAUUAUUGCUAUUUUUUUUAUACUAAG
Drosophila grimshawi is the source of this 3053-nucleotide messenger RNA. RefSeq names its product chromosome transmission fidelity protein 18 homolog (gene cutlet). The record is from RefSeq and is a predicted model, not a curated record. The transcript is spliced from 12 exons. Gene Ontology annotation, molecular function: ATP binding; ATP hydrolysis activity. NCBI's taxonomy places the organism in Eukaryota, Metazoa, Arthropoda, Insecta, Diptera, Drosophilidae. The coding region runs from base 43 to 3015 and encodes 990 amino acids.